Messenger RNA from Nelumbo nucifera (sacred lotus), 778 nucleotides. Its product is annotated as transcription elongation factor SPT4 homolog 1-like. NCBI's taxonomy places the organism in Eukaryota, Viridiplantae, Streptophyta, Magnoliopsida, Proteales, Nelumbonaceae. The record is from RefSeq and is a predicted model, not a curated record. Gene Ontology annotation, cellular component: DSIF complex; nucleus. Gene Ontology annotation, molecular function: RNA polymerase II complex binding; zinc ion binding. Gene Ontology annotation, biological process: transcription elongation-coupled chromatin remodeling; transcription elongation by RNA polymerase II; regulation of DNA-templated transcription.
AAUUUUUUGCGUUUUGGGGCGGGUACGGGUUGGUUGGGACUUCGGAGGGUUAGGGAGGCGGUUAGGGUCUGAAUUUACUAAACCUGCGCCGUUGCCAUCCCUAUUUCGAGGUUUCAAAGGUAUCUAUCCUCUGAAAAUGGGAAGCGUUGCGCAGAUUCCGACUAGCUUCGGCCACGAGCUCAGGGCUUGCCUUCGUUGCAGACUCGUUAAAACUUAUGAUCAGUUUAGAGAAUCAGGCUGCGAAAAUUGCCCCUUCUUUAACAUGGACAAAGAUCACGAACGUGUGGUGGAUUGCACAACUCCUAAUUUUACUGGAAUAAUUUCAGUCAUGGAUCCAAGUAGAAGCUGGGCUGCUCGUUGGCUGCGAAUUGGGAGAUUUGUUCCAGGUUGCUACACUCUUGCAGUCUCAGAAGCACUCCCGGAAGAAUUUCAGGCCAUAUGUGAAGAAGAGCGCGUGCAAUAUGUGCCACCAAAACGUGUAUAGGCGCAAUAGCACCACGCCGCCACAGUGACAAUGCUAAGCAAGUGCUCUAUGAAUGAGACCAUUAACCAGAUUUUGGAAUGGAUGACAUGGAAUAUUUCCAGCAAGGCAAUCUGUUGCUGCCAAAAAUUGUUUAAUCAGGGUUUCUAGUUUGUAUAAAUUUUCCCCAGAAAAAAGAGCCAGAUACAACAGGUUUAGUGUGUAAUCAGACGUAAGAUUAUAAGAAUGCAUUGAGAUGUGUUCUGGGUUGUUGAAAACUACUCUUUGCAAUGGUAUAUUGAUAUUUGGUAAUUUGUC